AGCUCACUGACGUGUUGCUACACAGCUGAUAAGGGAAACAAUAAACCGACUUCAAAAAAUAAACCAGUUCAGUUUCAGUCGAAGCCAGAAGCAGCAUCUGGUCUCUUUUCUCUCCCAGCAUCAAGGAGGUGUGUGCAACAAUGCUGAAGAUAUUUCCAAUUCUAGCCAUCCUUGCAGGCCACACCAGUGGGGUCGUGGUGACCGUCCCUGAGAAGACAGUGAAUGUCACCACAGGUGGAAAUGCAACCCUCCUCUGCACAUACAGCAGUAAUGGACCCCUGGAAAAUUUCUUUAUUCAGUGGAGUUUUUACAGUGCCAAAGAGAGCCAGCUGCAUACCCAUUACCCGUGCCAUGGUAUUCUGAGUAUGGAUGAAAAGUCAGUCAGUCUUUGUCAAAAGACGGUGUAUGUGACAGAUGCACGGGGAAGAUGUAGCUGGAGAUACAAGAUCUAUUAUUAUUCAGGAGGCCAGUCUUACUCCUAUGGCGCAUUUAAGAACAGGGUAACAGCUUCAACAAGUCCAGGGAAUGCAUCAAUAACAAUCUCCAACAUGCAGCCCUCAGACACUGGUUCCUACACCUGUGAGGUUUUCAGCCCUCAAGGUGAUGCUGGACAGAGUCAAAAAUCUAUGAUUGUCAAUGUGCUGGUCAAACCAUCAAAACCUUUCUGCAAAGUAGAAGGAACUCCUGAAAAAGGCCAUCUGAUCUACCUCCUAUGCAACUGUGAAGAGGGAUUGCCUCGCCCCACCUACCGCUGGUACAAAGUUGAUGGGAACACCCUCAAGCCUGUGACAGAACAACUCGAUCCAAACACUGGCAUCCUUUACAUUGGCAACCUCACCACCUUUGAAACUGGCUACUAUCGGUGCAUAGCCAGCAACCUCCUGGGGAACAGCACCUGUGAGCUUGACCUAACAGCAAAAUAUUCAGAUGGUGGUAUUGUUGCUGGAGCACUGAUUGGGGCAAUUCUGGCAGCUGCUAUAAUCUGCAUUAUCGUCUGGGUCUUAACCAAGAAGGCAAAAAAUAGGAAGUCACCAAAUAAUGAGAUGCAAGAAAUGGUUCAGAAACAAUCCAAUGCAGACUAUGUUCAGGUACCCAAUGAAGAAAACAUUCCUGUGACCACAGUUCCAUCGAGCAAUGCAACAAAUGAAUACCCAAGUGUUGAUGAAACAGCAGCUCCUGCAACACCUGAAAAUGAUGAGAAACAAGAAGCAGAAAAAGAAGAAAUAGCCUAGAAUUUAUAAUAGAGUUUUCUUUGUCACCUUUGGACCCCUUAUACAAAAAUUGUUGUCAUUGAAUUAACAUAGAAGCAUGACUAAAACUUGCAUUCAAGGCAUUUUUAUUGUGACCCCCUGGGGUGAAUCAAGAAGGGUCUGUUACACAGGCACUUUGUUAAGAGCAGAAGAUUUAGCCUUUAAAGUGAACCAAAUUUCUUUUAUUAUCUAGUUUUAUACUGUACAAAAAUUUAAGUAUAAGAAGAGUAUCAUUUACAUCAACCUGUUUUGCAAAACUAAUUAGGAAAUGGGCUGAAGCAUUUAUCAAAGUAAGAGCUUUCCAGUCAACUACCAGUAAUGCUGUGUGUCCACACAGUUCAGAACCACAGCAGCCUUGUCCAGAAACAGUGUUAGCCAACCUGCUUUGUGUGCACCCAGAAGAGUAAUCAUGGCCAAUACAUUGCAGUGUUUCAAGGAACUGAUUUUGCACAUCAGAAGUAAAAAGAAGUUACAUUAAUGCCAUCAGAAUGCUGAAACGGCUGUUGACAUCUUAACAGAUGUUAAGACCUGAGUCAAGGAAAUCUUGUGUGUCUGAAUUCUACCUAAGCUAAAAAAGAAAAUCCUGGAAAAUUUUACCCUGUUGCUCCCUGACAUGGAAAACAUUCUGUUAACAGUGACCUUCUUGGCUUAGAGCUCCCAAGGGCACCAGCAUUCCAGAGUUGUCUGUUUCAGCAAUUCUGGUUUUCAGUUUAAUGGAACUGGCAUUUGGGUACCCAGUUCAGACACAAAUAACUGUUUUACACAACAGGAGCUGGAGAUUUAAAUCCUUUGCAAGGCUUGUUCCAAUAGGUAUGCAGAGCAUCACAUUCCUCAUGACACACAGAUAUAGCUGCUUUCAAAACUUAGCAGCGAUACUGCUUUCUAUGCAGCACAUCAGUUUUGAUUCCUUCCUCUGUCUGAGAUGAUUUAAAUCUCUUUCCAGGCUUGUCCUACCCACUAAGCAACAAACUCACGCUACUUUUCUUCUGGUCUCUUAUCCCAGUGUAACAAUCUAUCUUCUAGAGAGGAAAGCAUCAAGAGGGAAGGUAAGUGGUGCAAAGCAAACUGACAGCAGUAGAGCAGAGAGCACCCCUUGGAAGAAGGAAAGGGAAUUGAACCACACACACCUGGGUAACUAGACAACCCUUCUCCCUGGGCCUCAUUUCUAAGGUUAUACAAAGUCAGUUUUUCAUAAAGGCAAAGAUAAUACUUUCAGAAAAGCUCAAGGACCAUGGGGCUUAGACAAAUAAAGACCCACACCCUUGCUGAUAACAGGUAGACACUGGUUUCAGUCUCAUGCACUGCAGGAAAACAUAUCUGGCUCAGGGAUCUCAAGUUUUAUGGCACUUAAGUCUUUCAUAGGAUCUAAUAUUCAUAAAUCCUUUAGUGACUGUUCCUAGACUAUACACAUUAGUUAUAUGCAACAUUUAUCUUUAAGAUUUCUGGGCAAAAAUUUUCGGCUUCAGCUUCUACAACUCUAAGUAUGUUUAUCAAAAUACUGAGUUGAAAAAAACAAAGAUAAAAGGAAAAAAAAUGUAUGUCAAUAUUUAAAGAUAUAAGGCAUGAGACCCUAGUUAUUAUUUAUUUUGGAUCUUCAAGCAUAACUAUAUUCAUUGCUCUUUCCUCAGUUUUCUGAUGUCCAAAUAUUUUUCCUUGAUAGGUGUGUCCCAUCAAAGUGUUUAGCUUCAUUCCAAAGUAAAAGAGCAUUAAUGGUAUUCUUCUAACACUAUUUUAGCCAAAAACUGUGAGGGUUUUGCUUGUUAAUACCAAUUGCUAAUACCUUGCUAAUACCUUGCUAAUACCAAUACUGCCAUGUUAUAGCAAUGGAUCCUCAGACUCCUCUCCCCAAAAUAUCCAGGGUAAAUCUCAAACUGGGAUCCACACAGAAGUCUCCUUAAUCAGGCAGCUCUUACUGACUGUGCCAGGCCAAAUUCCUAACUCACAUCCUGCUAUCCACGUUAAGCAGCUUACUGAAAAUAUCUGAUAUUGACAGCCAAUUUGUGUAGACCUGCAGGAUGAUGACGUUAAGCACUAUCAGAAACAGCAAAGGAACACUCAGUACUACCUGCUGUUCUUUGGGUACUAUGUCUUUCUGAAGGUGUUUCCUGACAAUAUAAUUCAAAUCAAUUAUUGGUCCAAAGGCUUGGCUGACAGCAGCAAUAAUUUUAAAUAAUUUAUCUGACAUUCCUAAGCAUUCUUUUACUCUUGCCCUUCACAGGAAAAGAUUAAUGUUUUCAUGUAACUGCUGUUGCUGUAUUAGUUCUAAUGCCAUUUUCUGUAUGUAUGUGAUCUUAUCACAUUGUUCUUACUGCUACACCUUUCCAGCUUCCACAUCUCUGCAACAGCACUAUUGUGAUUGAAGAGGGGACUCUAUUACGUGGUCAUAUUUCUUUUAAUCUUUCCUUCAUCUCACUUCCCACAUUUAUCUGUUAGUAUUCCUUACCUAACUUGCUACAGUACGAUAGGAGCAUAUGCUGGUGAAGUUGUCACUAACUUCUAUAGAUAGUACAGUCUUCCUCAAACAGCACAGGUUUUAUAUUUGUUCAAAAAGUAGAAAUUGCUCAUGUUUAAGUUUUUAUAUAAAAGAAAGGAACAAUUGACCAUAUUCUUGCUAAUGAUUCUUCUCAUACUUCUAACCACCAGUGAGCAUAGAUGGUAGUAAAAAGGCAAAAUAAGAAGCGAAACAGGCUGCUGAGAGUAAGGAGAUAAGGAAAAUAACAUGUGUUUGGAGUUUCUUACCAUAGUGUGGUGCUUUCUGUAAGCCUUCUGGCAGAUGUUUGUUCUCAUUUUGGUGUUUAUCUACAGUUUAUUAAGAAGGAUGGGGCACCAUUCCCAGCUUCCCACUGAUACCCUUGGCAAAGCACAAGUCCAAUUAGGUACUGAUCCACGGUGUGUAGCUCUAAAGCCAUACAGAGCUAUGCAGGAUGCAUAAACAUUUUUCAGACUUAGCUUUAGAUGUUCCAACACUCUGUGCUGCAUGGCCCAUCUAUCUUCCCAUAGGGAUUAGGGAUCAUUAAUAUGGACACCAGAAAUUAAGCCAACAUUCAAGCCACCAUCUCCUAAGGAAGCAGAUUUACAAAGCUACAGAGCAGGGUUUUUUGCCAUACAAAGAUCAAGAAUGAACACAGAACUCUUAGCUUCAGCUGCUCUCCAAUCAAAUUUUCAGCCAUGCCUGUGCAAUAUACAAGAAACAUUUACUCAGUUGCGUUCCUCCUUCAAUCAAGGUCUGCAUGGCCAGAGUUUACUGUACAGGCAAGUUAUCCCCCCUGUUCUUAAUGAGUCCCCUCAGUGAAAUUUAACCUGCAUUUUGUGUUCCAAGAUACAUUUAAAGUCCUUGGUGAAGGUAUUUGUUUGGUUCUAAGUUUCUGUCUUGCUUACCAAAAUAAAUUGCAUUACCUUAAUCCCUACAAACUGUAGAAACUGCCAGCUUGCAUUUCACCACAUCCUUGAGGCUAAAGAUCAAAUAUGUUGCAUUUCCAUACUGUGUAACGGAGGCAAGGUUUCUCCUUAUUGUUCACAUCCCAAACAUACAAGCUAUUUAGAAAAUACUGGUUUUCUUAUAUGUAAGUUUAAUAAAGUUUUAUAAUACCAAAGACUGUUGUUUAGGAAAGUUUUUUAUUUCACAGAAUUUCAUUCUUUAUUCAAGGGGAAAUCUAUCCACUGAUGCCAAAAAUUAUUUUAACAACAUCAUGACAGAAGGACACUUUUCAGGCUCUAUCUUGUUAGCUCUGCCUUGUAAUAACUUAAUAGCAGGAUUUCCUAUGAGUAAAUAAGUUUAAACCAGGCUUCUGUUACAAAAUAAUAUGGUAAUCUGCAAGUGUCAGUGCUGCAUAUGGGAAUAAAAGAGAACAGAAAAAGAAACCUACAAAAGGAACAAGAAGAAAAAUAUUGAAGUUGAAGUACAUCCCAGAGGAGUAUCCAGAGCCAUCCACUAUAAAACAGUGUAUUUGAAGAGAGAACCCUGAAACUGGGCCUGCAUUCUGCAAGCAGUCCAGUGCACUUCAUCAAAUACACGUAUUUAAAGACUCAGGGAAAAACAGGGUAACAACCAGUAACAGAACAGGUAUAAACACUCAGAUUUCACUUAAUACACCACGAGUAGCAAAAUGGAUACAAUUAUCUAAGUAACUAAGCAAACUGCACUCUACAAAGAGAAAUACAGUGUAGCUUAGAAUCAUCUGGAGAAAGACAAUUGGUACCCACAAAACACAGACAAAACCCCACACAAAAAUCACAAAGGCUAAGAGAAAAAACAAAGACUCUAGAAGAAAAUAAAAAUUGGCUUUAAAUGGUUAAAACAUUUUUGGUCCUGUUUCUUGAAA
Messenger RNA from Taeniopygia guttata (zebra finch), 5572 nucleotides. It is a transcript of the gene VSIG1, whose product is annotated as V-set and immunoglobulin domain containing 1. Gene Ontology annotation, biological process: epithelial cell morphogenesis; maintenance of gastrointestinal epithelium. NCBI's taxonomy places the organism in Eukaryota, Metazoa, Chordata, Aves, Passeriformes, Estrildidae. Gene Ontology annotation, cellular component: basolateral plasma membrane; plasma membrane. The record is from RefSeq and is a predicted model, not a curated record.